AUGGCAGAUCAAUUCGACAGUGCGCUCGACCUGCUUCGACGCCUAAACCCAAAGAACACUGCCAUCAACCUCUCGGCCAUCUGCAGUCUGGUCCCUGAACAUGAGGAAGAACUGCUCGCUUCCGUAGAUCAGCCCCUCGCAGUCCGUCGUUGCAGAAAGACCGGCCGCGAUUACUUGCUCUGCGACUACAACCGCGAUGGCGACAGCUACCGCAGCCCCUGGAGCAACGAGUUCGACCCUCCCGUCGACGAUGCUGAGAUGAGUUCCGAGCGCGUCCGCCGCCUCGAAGUCCGCGCAAACGAGGCCUUUGAUGUCUAUCGCGAGCUAUACUACGAAGGCGGCACUUCAUCCGUCUACCUGUGGAACCUAGACGAUGGCUUUGCAGGUGUCGUGCUGCUCAAGAAAUCUUCCUCUCAGACUGCUGCUCUGGGCGCUUGGGACAGCAUUCACGUUCUUGAAGUCGCCGAGCGUGGCCGCACAGCAAAGUACAAGCUCACAUCUACCGUCAUCUUGAACCUCGGCACCAAGGGCGAUGCUCUGGGUAGUCUCGACCUCGCCGGCAACAUGACCAGACAGGUGGAAGCAGACAUGCCCGUCGAUGCUGACGAGACCCAUGUCGCCAACAUUGGCAAGCUUGUCGAAGACAUGGAGCUGAAGAUGCGUAACUUGCUGCAGGAGGUUUACUUCGGCAAGGCAAAGGAUGUCGUUGGCGACCUAAGAAGCAUACCGCCGCUCUCCGAGGCCAACCGCGACAGAGCAGCUCAACGCGAAAUGAUCAGCAGCAUGGGCCGAUAG
Molecule: messenger RNA, 795 nt
Organism: Aureobasidium melanogenum CBS 110374
Lineage: Eukaryota; Fungi; Ascomycota; Dothideomycetes; Dothideales; Saccotheciaceae
Product: F-actin capping protein
Exons: 4
Coding region: 1-795 (264 amino acids)
Biological process (GO): barbed-end actin filament capping; cell morphogenesis; actin cytoskeleton organization
Cellular component (GO): actin cortical patch; F-actin capping protein complex; cytoplasm
Molecular function (GO): actin filament binding
Source: RefSeq, a predicted model, not a curated record